Phragmites australis (common reed) is the source of this 2241-nucleotide messenger RNA. RefSeq lists its product as uncharacterized. The record is from RefSeq and is a predicted model, not a curated record. The transcript has a single exon. NCBI's taxonomy places the organism in Eukaryota, Viridiplantae, Streptophyta, Magnoliopsida, Poales, Poaceae. Bases 1 to 2241 code for a protein of 746 amino acids.
AUGGAGCGAAGUAACCGGCCAACCAACAUUACAUCGGCACUGGAAGCUCUGUCCCCCUGGCUGAACAAUCCGCGGCGGACAGUGAUCAAGAUCGAGGGUUUCGUGGCAGCAGCUGUCGGACUGCUGUUUUUACAGCUCAUAUUGGGUUCCUUCCGUCGGCGAACCAGCAACUCCUUCAUCCAUGGGGGCCUGUGGCUGGCCUACACCCUCCUGCCCCUUCUUAUCACCUAUACUCUCGGUCUCAUGCAAUCGUCUCCAAUAAAGAUUGGACUGUACCCUGUGUGGGGACUGUCCCUGUUCAUGCUUGCGGGAGGUGCCAACUCCAUCACGGCCUACGACAUCGACGACAACAAGAAGUGGCUGCGGCGAUUCUUUGUUCUUCUUCAGUGCUAUUUGUACAUGUUCCUUCUAUUGUCACUGUUCAUCCCUACCCGUGGUUGGUUCGGGAAGCCUGAGGUUCACUUCCAACCAUAUAGGCAGCCAAACUAUAUUCUUUUUGUUGGCCUGACCACGACUGCUGUAGGUAUUACUCUCUUCGCAAAUAGGACUGGACUCAUUGCUAGCUUUAUGGUCAACUACUCCGGUGAUAGCAAACGGGUAGCCGACUACAUGAAGGAUCAGGCCAUAACAAGAGGUGAUUCCCAAGAGUUUGAUCCUGUCAGCAUGAAGGGCUGCAAAUACCCGGUAUACUGGCGUGGUCCUGUGCGAACUCGGAGAGGUGGAAGCUACAGAUUUAAACUAGCAGAUGAAGAUGUCGCCACUGUCGAGAUGAUCUGGGAGAAAUGCAACGAAGAUAUGUUCACCUCACCUGGCGUCAGCUCGCGGAUUAAAGGUGCCUGCCUUUCAUUUGCCUUGUCUCACUUGCUGAGGCGUCGCUUCUUCGGGAUGGAUUGCUCUGAGGCUAGCCUUCCAGAGACACGUCAGUUUGUCCUUGAAGGGUUGCUAUCAGAGAACAACAGUGACCAAUACACAGAAGCAUUCAGGGUGAUUGAGGUAGAGUUAGGAUUCCUCUACGAUUGCUUCUACACCAAGUAUGCUUCUAUCUUUCAGCUGGAGAAUUUCUUCUUUAUUACAACCGCUCUGAAGAUAAUUUUCACAUUUUCUAUUGUACUAGCUCUGCUUUAUAAAUCACCGACUAUCCUGACACGUAACCCAAUUAUUGAAGUGGAUACCGAAACAAUUGAUAUUGUUAUUACGGUGGUCAUUCUUGGAAUAUUCCUUUCAGUGGAAAUAUUGCAAUCCAUACUGUACCUGGGAACAGAAUGGGCCAUGGUAUCACUAGCUUGCUAUCAUGUCACAGAAAGUGCUUGCCAUGGAUACAUCCCAUUUGCCCUCCGCAAGGCAUGUGAGUUUCUUUUUAAACUCCCUUUAUUCAGUAAUUGGCAGAAUAGUAUAGGCCAGUACUCAGUGAUAGAAGGCUCAAAUGUGUCCGCCUUCCUGUUAAACCUUACUGCUUUUGUACACCGUUUGGUGAAACUAUUUUUAGGCAAAGGUUCGCAUUUUGUGAGGUUACCUGAUAUAGUGAAGGAUGAGAUUGUAUCCUCACUAAAAUCCAAUAGUGAAGGCCAUCUAACUAAUGGGAAAGUAUCGUUGCAGCGCAAUGGUGUUUUGGAACAGUUCUCAUGGGCAUUACAGAAUGAGACUCAGACAGACAACAUGCUUAUUUGGCACAUUGCCACUGAUUAUUGCAGUAUCGCAGCAUGUGAGGAGGAAGAUGUGUUUGUUUGGCACAUCGCCACUGAUUCUGCACAAGAGGGGCAGAAGCAGCUUUCGAGUCAUCAGUACCGUGAGGUUGCAACCACAUUAUCGCGCUACUGCGCGUAUCUGAUGUCUAAGAUCCCAGAGUUGCUUCCAGGGAAUUUUGUAGAUACCAAGUUUGCAUUCGACCAAGCGAUGUAUGAAGCAAGAGAAGCAUUGGGAACCAAGAGGCGAAAUAGAGAGGGACUGCUGAGCGCCAUUGACCGCUCCAGAGAAGAAGAAGAAGAAGACACCAUCUUUACCAAAGGACUUAAGCUUGGGACAAUGCUAGAGAGCAUAGAAGACAGUUUUCUGCGCUGGAAGUUGAUGGCUGAGUUCUGGGCAGAGACCAUCCUCUACAUUGCACCGUCUGACAACGUCAAGGCGCACAUGGAACGCCUUGCGCAAGGCGGGGAGUUUCUGACGCACAUCUGGGCUCUCCUCACUCACGCGGGCAUCCUGACUCGCCCAGUGGAGCCAGCCCGCGGGGAAGACAUUGCAUAA